Messenger RNA from Myxocyprinus asiaticus (Chinese sucker), 791 nucleotides. Its product is annotated as FAU ubiquitin-like and ribosomal protein S30. Lineage: Eukaryota; Metazoa; Chordata; Actinopteri; Cypriniformes; Catostomidae. Gene Ontology annotation, cellular component: ribosome; cytosolic small ribosomal subunit. Gene Ontology annotation, biological process: translation. The record is from RefSeq and is a predicted model, not a curated record. Gene Ontology annotation, molecular function: structural constituent of ribosome; protein binding. The coding region runs from base 151 to 552 and encodes 133 amino acids. The transcript has 5 exons.
ACAUAUGAGUUUGGUGUGAACGGCCCCUAAUACUAUGAGCAUGCGCAGGACCUUAUUACUUUCUGGAGCGGAGUUAUUUAAACACCUCAGACAUUCUCAUGUCGAUGUCGUGUGUUUGGCGUUAAUGUAGAGUUCGAUAUAUGAUCGGCCAUGCAGUUGUUUGUACGUGCCCAGACAUUGCACUCCAUUCAAUUGAAUGGGUCAGAGACUGUUGCCCAUAUCAAGGCUCAAAUUGAGGCUUUGGAGGGACUGGCCUGUGAUGAUCAGAGCAUUUCACUGUGUGGGGUGCCCCUUCAGGAUGAGGCAUUGAUUUGUCAGUCUGGUAUUGAGGAGUUCAGCACUCUUGAGGUCUCAUCAAGACUGUUGGGAGGCAAAGUCCACGGCUCCCUGGCAAGAGCAGGAAAAGUCAGAGGCCAAACGCCCAAGGUGGACAAGCAGGAGAAGAAGAAGAAAAAGACUGGCAGGGCAAAGAGGAGAAUUCAGUACAACCGCCGUUUUGUAAAUGUUGUGCCUACAUUUGGCAAAAAGAAGGGACCUAAUGCCAACUCAUAAAUUGCUGUUAAAAAAUUUAAUCAUGCUAUUUUUUGAUGUUCACCGCAUUCCAUGGCAUUUCCCUUUGCCUGAUCAGUAGGACAUUCUUGUUAGGAAAAUUACAAUAUAAAAGCCAGUUGGUUCAUAAAAGCAAAGUAAUUUGUGGACUUGAUAACAAUGUUUUUUGUUUUUUUUUGUAAACUGUGAAUCAUUAAAGAGACUGUAAGUUGAGACGUUGCAAUUAAAAACAUUUAAUGAAA